CGAAAGUUCCUGAAUCUAGAAAUGUUGGGGCACCUGUGUAACUGUAGACAUUCGUCAGCGGUGUUUCUUAUCACAACAGAUGCUAAUUAAAGAUGGCGGAUGUAGGAGCGAUCGUGCGAUCUGACCAGGAACAGGAGGCGAUAGCCGUUUUCUUGAGAGAGGUCAACAAGGAUUGCGCCGAAAAUGGCUUGAGUCCUGUCGGAACAUCUACUGCUCUUAUGUUCUUAAUGGCUAGAAAAUUUAAUGCCGAACGAGCUGUGAUCCUAUACAGACGAUAUCAGUAUGAACGUCAAUUAUAUCGUUUACAAGAAUUGGCUCCAUAUGAUCAACCUCUGAGCUCUGAACUUCUUGGUGGGAAGUUUACGGUUUUGGAAAGUCGUGAUGCAGGAGGAGCAGCAAUAGCAGUGUUUACUGCCAGCAAGCACUUUCCAGCAGCAACAUCUCACAGGACAGUUAUACAGGGAAUUGCAUUUCAGCUGGAUGAGUGUUUGAAAAGUUACGAAACUCGAAAGAAUGGGUUGGUUCUGCUGUACGACAUGACAGGAUCAGGCUAUCAUAAUUUUGAUUAUGGUCUCGCUCGAAAAGUCAUGGAUCUACUGAAGGGUAGUUAUCCAGCCAGACUCAAGAAUGUCUUUAUUAUCUCCCCUCCAUUUUGGUUUAAGGCUGUGUUAUCCUUUUUCAUGAACUUUCUCCAAGAAAGACUGAAGGAAAGGAUUGAGGUAGUUCCAAGGGAAGUAUUACCACAGAGACUUCCAGAAUCUUCGAUCCCUGAAAGCUUGGGUGGAUCCCUGAAAGUGGAUCAUUUAGCUUGGUUGAACAAGUGCUUGGAAUCAUACUCCCAGACAUGUCAAGAAAAGGGUGGUUUGAAUGGGGCAGCAAAAAACUUUGAAAGACUUGACGAAACUGUGUCAAACAAAUUUGGUGCUCUAACAUUUGAUCAUGAAGCAGGGCUGGGAAGUGAAGGUUCUCUCACUGUAAUGGAAUUUAUUGAACACAUGAUGAAGCAACAAAGGAGAGGAAUCAAUUUACAGUUUUUUAAUUUAAAGACCAACACAGCAUCUGGAAGUUUUCAGUCUACAAGAUUGCCAGAGAAUGUGAAGAAAAACAGAUACACGGAUGUCUUGUGUCUGGAAGAAACAAGGGUAAAGCUGUCCAAUUUGGAUGGACAAACGACAUCAAAUUACAUUCAUGCAAACUUUAUGGAUGGAUACAAGCAAGCACGGGCAUAUAUUGCCACUCAAGGUCCCCUGCCCCACACCAAAGGUGAUUUCUGGCAAAUGGCUUGGGAACAACAGGUUUAUGUCAUUGUCAUGAUAACAAGGUGCAUUGAAAGGAGUCGCAGGAAGUGUAUUCAGUAUUGGCCCGAAAAUAAUGAAACACAGGAGUUUGCAACAUUAGAUGUGUCCCAUGAAGAAACUUUGGAAUUUGAGGAUCAUGUAGAAAGAGUUUUCUGGAUGAAGCACAAAAGGUCAGGAGAGAAACGAAGACUAGUCCACUUCCAAAUGACCUCUUGGCCAGAUUUUGGAGUGCCGUCGUCUGCCGAGUCAUGCUUACAUAUUGUUGGUCUGGUCCGGGAGGCACAAAAUGAUGCAGUGCAAGCAUUAGGGUCGCAGUGGAAGGGACACCCAAGAGGCCCUCCAAUUAUAGUGCACUGCAGUGCAGGUAUUGGUCGCACUGGGACCUUCUGCACUAUUGAAGUGAAUGUGGCUCGUUUGGCAGAUGUGGGAAAAUGUGAGGUAUUUAACACAGUGAAAACUUUAAGAACUCAGAGGGCGCUCACUAUUCAGACACCUGAACAGUACGAGUUUUGUCAUUUGGCCAUAUUGGAGCAUGCGCUGAACAUGGCAAGCACAACGCAAGAUGAGAAGGAAGCAAUCACAGACUUCUUGGGAGGGUGGAAAAUGCAACGAAAAAACUCCAGUGACACGGAUUGAGCCCAGUGUACUACACAAAAGAUAGUGAUUGGUAUAAGGUUAGGCCUAAGUGAUCCUUGAGUUUUAACGAAGUAUUCCUCUCUCUCUCUCUCUGUUAGGGAUGAGUGAUAAUCUGUAAAAAUUAAAAAGCCUGGAAAGCCUCCAAAUGUUAGUGAAGCUAGCGUCCUUUAUUACUUCGCAGAAAGAUUUGAAAAUCGAGGGGAAAAAUACUAACAGCAUACUCUUGCACUAAAAGAUGGUGAUUUACCAAUCUGGCAAUAUUUAGCCAUUGGAGUCCUCGUGUAUUCACGUGCACGCUAAUCACUCGGGAAAUGGUGAGAAUGAAGGCUGCGCAGUACAAUUCUUUAUCCUUUAGCGCUACCGUCUGGUUUACCAGAACCGUAUUAUCUCUAAAACCCGUUUUUUUCUUUUCUUUUUUCUUUUUUUUGUUAACAGAGAACGUUUUAAACUCUAUGAUGUAUCUGUAUUGCUCAUAAUGUGGAGAGGAAUCUGAAAACAUUGUAUAUAGAUUUCAUUUACCGUUAAUCACCAACAUCCUCAUGGAGGCAACAUCCCUUGAAUAAAGGGCCAUCCUAAUUUAUGCUAAAUUUGUAUUAAAAAACAGGGCUGUUUAAAGCACCAACUUGAAUUUGUAGAAUACGAAUGAUAUUUAUUGCUUUUUUUGAGAAAUGGAAUUUCACAUGCGACAUUUUACUGUUUUAAAAAUAACUAAUAUUGUCUACAAUUUCCAACUGUAUUGGGAUGAAAUGCAGAGCUCAAAUUAAACCCCGUUCACACUGGCAAAACAUGUGUAGUCAAACCGGGUUUGACAGAAUUAAAAUCAAAAACAGAAAAAGUUUUCCACAGGUUUCAUCUAUUCACUAACAUGUAUUUUUAAUAUGUUAAAUUGGAAGUCAACAAACAUCAGUUGAAGCAGCUAUGAAGAAAACUUUUUAACCGUGUUAACCUAAACGGCUUAAAGACACGUUUUAAAGCUUUACUGCGAAUGAGGUAUAAGUACCUUUAGCAACUGUUGUUUGGAAUGUCACGCACUGCUCGUCCUUCUGGGAGAAGCUGUGUUGCGUGACAUCCUACAGAACAGCUUUUAAGAAAACUUUUUUAUAAGUUUAUGAUGAAACAAUUUAUUUGUUACGAUAUGUGUAACAAUUACCUUUCUUUGUAAAUUCCCUAAAUUCAAGAACAUUACUCAGUUAACGUUUGCAAUUAAAUCACAUGAUUCCGUUAUGGAAUACUAAAAAAUAUUUCAAAGUCAUUAUCCUUAAGGAAAUUAUGGUAUCUGAGUAAUUAAUUUUUAACGUUUUUGUGAAUAAUAUUUAGUUGACAUUGCUGUUACAAAAAGAGUCAAUUCUAAAAAUUUUAAAGACAUUUUAGUUUUGUAGAAGUUGUAUCCUAUAGUU
Molecule: messenger RNA, 3331 nt
Organism: Pocillopora verrucosa
Lineage: Eukaryota; Metazoa; Cnidaria; Anthozoa; Scleractinia; Pocilloporidae
Product: tyrosine-protein phosphatase non-receptor type 9
Biological process (GO): protein dephosphorylation
Molecular function (GO): protein tyrosine phosphatase activity
Source: RefSeq, a predicted model, not a curated record